Erigeron canadensis is the source of this 1244-nucleotide messenger RNA. RefSeq names its product cytochrome c1-2, heme protein, mitochondrial-like. Lineage: Eukaryota; Viridiplantae; Streptophyta; Magnoliopsida; Asterales; Asteraceae. The coding region runs from base 130 to 1053 and encodes 307 amino acids. Gene Ontology annotation, molecular function: electron transfer activity; heme binding. Gene Ontology annotation, biological process: mitochondrial electron transport, ubiquinol to cytochrome c. The record is from RefSeq and is a predicted model, not a curated record. The transcript is spliced from 8 exons.
AUUUACCUUUCAUUUCAUUUCAUUUCAAUCUUCUCUCCAGUAUUCAUUCCUUGAUCCAUCAAUUUACACCGGCUAAACGCCGCCGUUUUCGACCAAUCUUUGCCCAACGACUUUCUGAAGUUAGGUUCAAUGGCUGGUGGUAGGGGAAUUUACCACUUGCUGAGGGGCAGGCUUCACUCUCAUUCCGCUGCCUCUCCAGCUUUGUCAUCUCUUAUUUCAAAGCAAGAUCAGGAGGGAGCUGGUGUAAAAUCACUGAGAGCAAUUGCUCUCCUUGGAGCAGGUGUCUCAGGGCUUCUCAGUUUUACAACAAUUGUAGCUGCUGAUGAAGCGGAGCAUGGUUUGGAAUCUCCAAGCUAUCCUUGGCCUCACCAAGGCAUUCUCAGCUCAUAUGAUCAUGCUUCGAUUCGACGUGGUCACCAGGUGUACACACAAGUAUGUGCAUCCUGCCAUUCGAUGGGUUUAGUUUCAUACCGUGACCUGGUGGGUGUGGCAUAUACAGAAGAAGAAACAAAGGCAAUGGCUGCUGAAAUCGAGGUGGUUGAUGGCCCCAACGAUGAGGGUGAGAUGUUCACACGUCCUGGCAAGCUUAGUGAUCGUUUUCCUCAACCCUAUGCAAAUGAACAAGCUGCUAGGUUUGCUAAUGGAGGAGCCUACCCUCCAGAUUUGAGUCUUAUCACUAAAGCUCGUCAUAAUGGACAGAACUACGUGUUUGCGCUUCUGACCGGCUAUCGUGAUCCUCCUGCUGGUGUUUCAAUUAGGGAAGGUCUGCACUAUAAUCCUUACUUUCCCGGGGGAGCUAUUGCAAUGCCUAAAAUGCUUAAUGAUGGUGCUGUGGAAUAUGAAGAUGGUACUCCAGCAACAGAGGCUCAGAUGGGAAAAGAUGUUGUCUCCUUUUUGAGCUGGGCUGCGGAGCCAGAAAUGGAAGAAAGGAAACUGAUGGGAUUUAAGUGGAUAUUUGUACUGUCAUUGGCAUUGCUUCAAGCUGGUUACUACAGGCGAUUGAGGUGGUCAGUUCUGAAGUCACGUAAGCUCGUUCUGGAUGUUGUCAACUAGACCUGCUCUCGGUUCUUCAACAAAUGUUUUCUAAGUAUUUGAAUUGACAAAUAAUUAUUUCUGUAAAAGAUUUGGAUGCAAAUUGCUAGUACUAAAAUUGGUACACAAGCUGUCUUUUGGUUCUUUCAGCACUGGUUUUCCAUUAUGGAAUUUUGAAGCAAAAAUAAUAAGGGAAUUGUGUUGUGCUUUUA